AUGGACGCCAGCGGCUGGGAGUCCAAUGUGGAGCUUCAAUAUUUUCGCGAGUAUCUGCAGAUACCUAGCAUGCAUCCUAAUCCCAACUACGAGCCCUGUCUAAAGUUCUUGCAGCGUCAAGCAGAACAAUUGGAGCUACCCAUGACGGUGCAUUACCCGGUUAAUGAGCAGAAUCCAGUGGCCGUGCUAACCUGGCUGGGAGAGAACCCACAAUUGCCCUCAAUAUUGCUUAAUUCGCAUAUGGAUGUGGUGCCCGUAUUUCCGGAGAAAUGGACACACCCGCCGUUUGGCGCUGACAUUGAUACGGAAGGUCGUAUUUUUGCGAGAGGUGCUCAGGAUAUGAAAUGCGUGGGGAUGCAAUAUCUGGCAGCCAUAAGGGAACUAAAGAGCAGUGGUGUCAAGCUUAAGCGUACCAUUCAUAUCUCAUUUGUGGCAGACGAAGAACUAGGCGGCAACCUCGGCAUGCGCCCAUUUGUUACCACCGAUCAUUUUCGCGCCUUGAAUGUCGGCUUUGGAUUGGAUGAGGGUCUGGCCUCACCAACCGCAGAAUUUUCCGUAUUCAACGCGGAGCGUAGUGUAUGGCAAAUUCACUUCAAGAUCAGCGGCACUGCCGGGCACGGAUCCCUACUAUUACCGAAGACGGCCGGUGAGAAGUUAAGCUAUAUACUCGAUAAAAUGAUGGCGCUUCGAAAGGUUCAGGAGGCACGUCUCCAGAGUAAUCCCAAACUGACCAUUGGGGAUGUGACGACCAUUAAUUUGACACGCAUUGGCGGGGGCGUGCAAAGCAAUGUUGUGCCCCCCUUGUUAACGAUUUGCUUUGACGUUCGUCUGGCUCUAGAUGUUGAUCACCAGCAGUUUAAGGCUGAUUUACACAGAUGGAUGAUGGAGGCUGGCGGUGGCAUUGAAUUGGAGUACGAACAUAAGGAGCCAUAUGUACCGGCGACUCCUGUCGAUGACAGCAAUCCAUUUUGGUUGGCCUUCAAGAGGGCAACAGACGUUCUAGAACUCGUCGUAAAACUGCAAACCUUUUCUGGUGGCACUGAUAGUUGGUUUCUUCGGCAGUUGGGCAUUCCAGCAUUGGGCUUCUCGCCCAUGAACAAUACGCCCAUUUUACUGCAUGACCAUGAUGAAUUCCUGCAGGCCGAUACAUAUCUAAGAGGCAUAGAAAUAUACAAGAAGAUUAUAGCCAGUUUGGCGAGUGUUUGAAUUACAUUUUUCAAAAUAUGUUAAAUUUAAGAAAUAUAUUUCUUGGUAUUGAAUUGAUUAGAUAAUUUUUACAGAGUCUCAGGUCAUUUUAUUUGCAAAAAAUCUACUAUAUCCUCGAUACCCAUGUUAUAUAUCAAAUAUUACAUAACUUGUAUAAUGAUUAAUAAAUUGUUUAUAAGCAAGUAUGUAUAAAGGAACAGUUGUCAUUAGUUUUUUUCCACCGGAUUUAUGCAAGUUGUUUCCAUCCAAACUCCUCUAUCAGACUAGCUUCUUUUAAAUCCAGCUAAAGAAGCAUACAAAUAUUUUGUUAAUUAGCUUUUCAUUUUAAUUUCGUCAAAUAAUCGUUUUGGAAAAUUUUACAAAAAAAUAAUUAUAUUUACAGAAAA
Molecule: messenger RNA, 1592 nt
Organism: Scaptodrosophila lebanonensis
Lineage: Eukaryota; Metazoa; Arthropoda; Insecta; Diptera; Drosophilidae
Product: aminoacylase-1-like
Exons: 6
Coding region: 1-1206 (401 amino acids)
Biological process (GO): amino acid metabolic process
Cellular component (GO): cytoplasm
Molecular function (GO): aminoacylase activity
Source: RefSeq, a predicted model, not a curated record